AUGUGGACGGCAGCAGGACCCAUCGUCAGAGCCCUUUGUUUCAUUCUGUCUAUUUCCUUAAUUAUUCCCAAAGGUUUAGGCGACGCCGCAUCAUGCACCCCGGACAAGGUUCAAAUCACGCAGAGCCCGACGGGGAGAAUAAUAAGUUCUAGAAUAGAGUGGGUGGUUGACGUCACCAACACAUGUACCUGCAACCUUUCUAACGUGCAGUUACUAUGUCCUAAUUUUGAGUCAAUAAAAGUCGGAGGCGACCCAACCAUCAUUACGGAAAUCGGGAACACAGGCGUUUGCGAGUUUUACAAGGGGAGAGAAUUGAUUAGCUCAGAUGCCUACCGUUUCUACUACAUUGGCGAUCAUAUCAAUUUUGCACCCUAUUCGUUUACUAUUGGACGUUGCUACGGCUAA
This is a messenger RNA of Erythranthe guttata (spotted monkey flower), 405 nucleotides long. The record is from RefSeq and is a predicted model, not a curated record. NCBI's taxonomy places the organism in Eukaryota, Viridiplantae, Streptophyta, Magnoliopsida, Lamiales, Phrymaceae.